AUAGCUGUGGUCCUGAAAACAUAUACGCCUGAGGGCCAGGAUGUGCCAAACGAGAUGGUAGCUACGCUCAUGGUUAUCCUGGUUAAGAUAUUGGAGAGACAAGAGCUCACUAUCAGGAUAAAAAACUUGCUCAACAAUAUUACGGGAAGAGAUGGUAGUCCAUGUUUCCCGGAGCUUGUCUUUGCUUUCGUUCAACAGGCGAACUCGUCUAUUCUGAAUCAACAUACGAGAGAUCUGCCACUGGUGCCCCUUCAUAUGUGGAGAACAGUAUGGGCGUUGUUGGUUGAGAUGGCCAUACACUCAUCGAAUACGGAC
Molecule: messenger RNA, 315 nt
Organism: Dothidotthia symphoricarpi CBS 119687
Lineage: Eukaryota; Fungi; Ascomycota; Dothideomycetes; Pleosporales; Dothidotthiaceae
Exons: 1
Source: RefSeq, a predicted model, not a curated record